AUGAUGACCGUGACGGGACACGACCAAUCGGCUCAUAUGAACGCAACACUCCAACUCUUGGGACGCUUGCGUGAUUUGAGGGACAACAAGCAAAAUAUUGUUCUUAACGGCAGCAACCUCGACAUUGCUUCCAUUGUCGCAGUUGCUCGUCAUUGUGUCGAGCCCACAAUCAGCACAGACCAGCUGCUCGCCAAGCGGCUCGAGAUCUCCGUCAACACUCUGGCCGAUGCCAUUUCUCAGAAAUGUGUCAUCUACGGCGUCAACACCGGCUUCGGCGGCAGUGCUGACACUAGAACCAACGAACUCAUCGACCUGCAAACCCAUCUGCUCCAAUUUACCCAAAGCGGAAUCAUCACUGCCGCCGACAAGGAUCCGGCCAGCAACUCGGAGCGGGAAUCAUCCCACGUCAUGCCUCUGACCUGGAUUCGAGCCGCCAUCGUUGUCCGAGCCAAUCAGAAUCUCAGGGGUCACAGUGCCAUCCGUAAGUGCGUGCUCAAGAGCCUAAUUGACCUACUGCACAACGGCAUUACUCCUCUAAUUCCACUUAGGGGGACCAUUUCUGCAUCUGGAGAUCUGAUGCCCAUGGCCUAUAUUGCUGGAGCAAUCAUGGGCAACCCGGAUGUCUUUGUCCAGGUGGGUAAGGGCGCACAAGCCAGAGUUAUGCCUUCCUCGGAGGCAUUGAAGAUGAGCGGGCUCUCUCCGUCGGGACUCGGCCCAAAAGAAGGACUUGGGCUCAUCAACGGCACUGCUCCUUCUGUGGCUGUGGCAAGCUUGGCACUGUAUGAUGCGCAGCAGCUUGCGUUGUUAUCUCAAAUGCUGACGGCUUUCACUUCUGAAUGCUUGUCCGGGAAUUUAGAGUGGGCUCGGCCCUUUGUUCACGCCACUCGACCUCACGCUGGACAAAUUGAGGUGGCAAGCAAUAUCCGGCGCUUCUUGAAGGGCUCUAAGUUUGUUGUUGGCUUAGAGUCGCAGAAGACAUCCGGCGACGGACUUUGCCAAGAUCGGUAUUCGACAAGAACAGCUCCUCAAUGGAUUGGACCUUACCUUGAGGAUCUUCUCCUAGCGCAACAUCAGCUCGAAGUUGAGCUCAACUCCACAUCUGACAACCCACUAGUGGACACAAGCAAGCAGGACGAUGGUUCUAGUGGGAAAGUGUACACCGGGGGAAAUUUCCAAGCAGCUACCGUCACGUCGGCUAUGGAUAAGGCUCGUUUGGCUAUCCAAAUGAUAGGACGGAUGCUUUGGUCCCAGGUUACUGAGAUGAUCAACCCUGCUACAAAUAACGGACUCGAGGCCAACCUUAAUGCUACCUCCCAAGAGAGCUUCACUAUGAAGGGAAUCGACAUCAAUAUGUCAGCGUACAUGUCUGAGUUAGCAGCCCUAGCACACCCGGUCUCUGCUCAUGUCAUGUCAGCCGAGAUGCAUAAUCAGGGUAUCAACUCUCUCGCUCUGAUUUCAGCCCGACGCACUAUGGAGGCCGUAGACCUGUUGGCACACAUGAGUGCCUGUCAUUUAUAUGUCUCAUGUCAGGCUGUCGAGAUCCGGGCAAAUCACGUCCGAUUCCUUUCAGCACUCCGUACCAAGAUGGAGGACUUCACCGCAAGCGGUGCAUUGCACGGACUCGGAUUGAAGGGCUCGCAGAUUGAAACACUAUGCACGUUACUCCUCCCCAUUGUCCAGUCAAGCUGGUCCCGCGCAAACUCCAAUACUUGGAAAGACCGUGUCUUGUCUGUAGUUGAUGCCGUUAUGUCUUCAGUCAACAAGUUUAUGGCCAUUCACAACCCCGACUGUUUAGUGUCAAUGAUUAUCGCCUUUAAAAAGCAUUUUCAGAGCGUUGUAUCCAGCACAGCCGAGGCAAUGUUUUAUCCCAGCCCGACUAUUUCCCCCGAGGAAGUGGCUACGCAGCUUGGUAGGGGGACUGCACAGCUCUAUAGGUGGGUGCGCUCGAAGCUCAACAUCCCUAUUAACUGUGGCCUCCAAGACGAUCCUUUGUAUAACGCUCAGAAAUGUCUUCCCAUAAAGGGCAAAAAAAGCAUCGGAAGCUCGGUAAGCAUAAUAUAUGAAAGCUUGCUUAAGGGUGAAAUGAUGGAUAUGAUUCUAGAGGGUUUAAUGCAAGAUAAGGAAUAG
This is a messenger RNA of Penicillium lagena, 2127 nucleotides long. Its product is annotated as aromatic amino acid ammonia-lyase. The transcript has a single exon. Bases 1 to 2127 code for a protein of 708 amino acids. Gene Ontology annotation, molecular function: ammonia-lyase activity. The record is from RefSeq and is a predicted model, not a curated record. Gene Ontology annotation, cellular component: cytoplasm. NCBI's taxonomy places the organism in Eukaryota, Fungi, Ascomycota, Eurotiomycetes, Eurotiales, Aspergillaceae. Gene Ontology annotation, biological process: L-phenylalanine catabolic process.